ACAUGGAAUAACAUUGCAAAAGAUCCCUACGCCAAAACCGAGUGGUUAUUACAUCGUUUCGGAAAGACACAUGCACUAUUCCACGGAAUUAGGUUGGGCCCAACUUUCAUAAACGAGAACGUUUGUCAAACAUUACUAUCAAGAAAUGUCAUAUUUUCAAGAUAUCUGGUUCAAAGAGUAUUAACGCAUUACGGAAGACAAGAUCCAGCAUUGACCGAAAUGAAACUCAAAUACAACGUAAUACCAGCCGAAACAAACAAAUUACGCUUGGAUCAAAACAAAUUAAGUAAUCCAUGGGCAAGCGAUUUGCCCUUUAGCGUGUUUAGCAUCAUCUUGCAAGAAGGUGAAGCUAGAUUUUCCAAAAUACCGGUUAAGGGGAACGACAUGGAAUUAUUCCAUUUUAUCUCAGCGGGCACACUUAUAAUACAUUAUGCAUCCCAAGAGCUGAAAAAUAAUUUCGAUACCAUAAAAAAUUUGAUCACAAAGUAUCAUUUCGUCCCAUUUCCCCCAAGGCCGAGAAAACUUCAAUUAAGUUACGACAUUGACCCUCACAACAAUUUGAUGGUUCCGGAAGAAUAUCCACCGAAAGAUGGCUUUGAAAAUAAUAGACAGCUCAACGUAGUUGCGAGAGCCAUAUUGCUUGACGCAAGAUUGGUUGAAUUAUGGAAGGAGAUCGGGUACACCGAGAUAUGUAGUGACACCAAUAAUCUUGUCAUAUCGGGAGCAUUACUAAUCCUAUUUCCUCCAUCCCCACCAUCUGGAUGGCUUUGCCCCACUGCCGACGAUGUAAAGCUCCGCCUUACCAAGCUUAUCGAACUAGGGUUUAAGCUCGACGAUAAAUCCAUAGUAGACGCCUUACAGAUGUACGAAAAUAAGUUGGAUAUUUACGGCGAUAUCCUUUGGAAUGCUUUCACCACAAUUCGAAGCGGUGAACCAAAUCUUUCAUUUCUUUCCGAUCUUUUUAAAGAGGCUUUUGAGCCAUCAAGGGCUCUCAAAAAAACAUUGUUUUUAAAUUUCCUAAAAUCAAAGUGCGAAUGUCACGAGCAAAUCGUAAGACAAAUUGUGGUACAAAAAUUUAAAGAGGAAUAUGUUGAAGAUAUAGACUUUGAAAUAAGAAGGAAAUCCCUCAUAUUAUCACCAAAAGUUUAUCAAUUUAUAAUUGAAGCUUAUGGGCAUGGAUCAGAGAUAGCAUCGAUAUGCUUCGUUGAUCUCCUUUCCUUAAAGAU
Messenger RNA from Funneliformis mosseae, 1226 nucleotides. Lineage: Eukaryota; Fungi; Glomeromycota; Glomeromycetes; Glomerales; Glomeraceae. The record is from the annotation of a GenBank genome assembly.